AUGCAGGGGAACAUGGCGAGGCUGGUGUCGUCUUCCCUCGUCAGGGGGCUCGUGCGGUCGUGCCGCGCGCCCAGCACGGCGACCGUGUCACGACCAGCUUUCCAACAGUUCAUGACCUACUCAUCAGGAAUCAGUGGUGAUUCUAACGUGAAUGGGGGCACAAGUGCAACACGAGUAACCGCUGAUACUGAUACACAUCAAGAUUUCCAGCCUACAAGCAAAGGUUCUGACAUGUCUUUGCAAGACAUCGUUGCUCAGGAUAUCAAGGAGAAUCCAGUCAUUAUCUUCAUGAAGGGUUAUCCUGAAGCUCCCAGGUGUGGAUUUAGUGCACUGGCUGUUAAGGUCCUCCAGCAAUAUGGCGUCUCUAUCACUGCCAGAGAUAUUCUGACUAAUAUGAAGCUCAAGGAGAGUGUCAAAGCUUACUCUAACUGGCCUACCUUUCCGCAAAUAUUUAUCAACGGGGAGUUCGUUGGGGGCUCUGACAUCAUAUUAAGCAUGCACCAGAAAGGGGAACUUAAGGGUUUACUUGGUGAUUCCGCACAAAAGGGCGAGCAAGACAGUGCCCAGUGA
Triticum turgidum subsp. durum (durum wheat) is the source of this 570-nucleotide messenger RNA. The record is from the annotation of a GenBank genome assembly. NCBI's taxonomy places the organism in Eukaryota, Viridiplantae, Streptophyta, Magnoliopsida, Poales, Poaceae.